Molecule: messenger RNA, 2525 nt
Organism: Tremella mesenterica DSM 1558
Lineage: Eukaryota; Fungi; Basidiomycota; Tremellomycetes; Tremellales; Tremellaceae
Exons: 5
Coding region: 1-2379 (792 amino acids)
Biological process (GO): mRNA splicing, via spliceosome
Cellular component (GO): catalytic step 2 spliceosome
Molecular function (GO): RNA helicase activity; RNA binding; ATP binding
Source: RefSeq, a predicted model, not a curated record
AUGGCAGGUCCUCUUUCCGUAGACGAGAUCUUAGCCAAGCAAAAGGCAGAGAAGGAGGCCGCCGCAAAGCCUCGAUUCUUGUCCAAAGCGGACCGAGAACGAAUUGCUCUCGAAAAACGAGAUGCAGAGGUGAAAGCGCGACAAGAGCGUGAGGUGGCAGAAAGAAAUGAAAGGAUAGAUUUCGAGAAAGCUGUAAUGGAGGAGAGACGGAAAGCUGAGACUGCUCGAUUCGGUACUGGUCCGUCUUCAGGACCUAAUGGACGUUGUGAGUCUGACAGGUAUGGACGAAAUGACCGUUAUGAUCGAUACAGUGCUCCAGAUCCUCGAGAUGAUCGUAAUGGUUCACAUCCCCCUGAUCGGCCUGCAAGUACGAACGGGCAACAAAUUCCUACUGGUCCUCGGGGUCAUGCUCCUCCUUCAGCACCACGCAGUAUGCAAAUGGCCAAUGGUAACAUGAACGGAUCUCAUACUCCUGUGAAACCCUCACCACUGGCUAAUUCUUCUACUCCUGGAAGUUCACCCAAACCGACUGUACCUGGUGAUGUGGCUGUCCCGACGGAAGUGGAAUUGGUAAAUAUCCGAGCGAGAUAUUUGGGACAAAAAGUAAACGAGAAAAAACCUAGGGUUAGAAAGACUCAGGAUAAAAAGGUGAUCUUCGAUUGGAAUGCGGCGGACGAUACGACCGCUUUGGAACAGGGAACUUGGACUAGUGAAGUGAAAGGAUUGGGACCGGGAGGUAUCAUGUUUGGCGGAAGAUUAGCUGGGUUUGAUGAAGGUGGGAAACGUAGAGGGCAACAUGCGGCUGAAGAUCAACACGCCGAUGCUUUGGAAAGACGACGAGCAGGAAAGGGAAACAACGACGAUCGACAUUGGUCGGACAAACCCCUAUCAGAGAUGAAAGAUCGAGAUUGGCGGAUUUUCAGAGAAGAUUUUUCUAUUCAAGCACGUGGAGGAUCUAUACCUGUUCCUUUACGAAGUUGGCGAGAAUCAACUAUAGAUCCAAAAGUUUUGAAUAUCAUCGACGAAAUAGGUUACAAAGAACCUUCUCCCAUUCAACGUCAAGCUAUUCCAAUUGGAUUACAAACCCGAGAUUUGAUUGGUAUAGCUAAGACUGGAUCUGGUAAAACAGCAGCAUUCGUCAUACCUAUGCUUGAUUAUAUUUCUCAUCUUCCUUUACUAGACGAUGAUAAUCGACAUCUUGGACCUUACGCUUUGAUCCUAGCACCAACACGUGAAUUAGCACAACAAAUAGAAGGAGAAGCAGCAAGAUUCGCUCAACCAUUAGGAUACGUUUGUGUUUCAAUUAUCGGUGGUAGAUCAGUAGAAGAACAACAAUUCGCACUUCGGAAUGGUGCACAUAUUAUCAUCGCUACACCUGGUCGAUUAAAAGAAAUGAUCGACAAAAGUAUGGUAGUAAUGACACAAUGUCGUUAUGUCGUUAUGGACGAAGCGGAUCGUAUGGUCGAUUUAGGUUUUGAAACGGAUCUAAAUUUCAUACUGGAUUCUAUGCCUGCAACUUUUAUAAAACCAGAUGACGAACAAGCUUUAAAAGGUACAGGACCGGAUGAAUUCAAAGGUUGGAGAGUAACUACUUUAUUUUCAGCUACAAUGCCUCCUGCAGUAGAAAGAUUAGCUAGGAAUUAUUUAAGACGUCCUGCUGUUGUUACUAUAGGUACGGCAGGUGAAGCUGUUGAUACUGUUGAACAACGUGUAGAAUUCGUUACAAGUGAAGAAAAGAAGAAAUCAAAGUUGAUUGAGAUUUUGAGAACAAGUGGAUUACCACCACCAAUGAUCGUCUUUGUGAAUCAAAAGAAAACCGCGGAUAUGGUUUUAAGAUAUGUACAUCAAUCUGGAAAAUCAGCAACGGCUAUUCAUUCGGAUAAAACUCAACAACAACGUGAACAAGCUUUACAGGCUUUGAGGGAUGGCGAAGUUCAAGUUUUGGUCGCUACUGAUGUAGCUGGUAGAGGUAUAGAUGUACCUGAUGUCUCCCUGGUAAUCAAUUGGCAAAUGAGCGACACCAUAGAAAAAUACGUUCAUAGAAUAGGAAGAACAGGUCGAGCAGGAAAGAAAGGUUUGGCCAUUACGUUCCUCACUAACGAUGAUGAAGAAGUCAUGUUCGAGUUGAAACAAGAAAUUUCAAAAAGUCCAGUAUCGACUAUGAACCCUGAGUUGGCUAGACAUGAAGCUGCUAAACAGAAGAUUACGAGGGAGAUGAAGGUGGGUCAAAAACUCUUUUGCUUCAUCCCACAAUUCACAGUCCUCAAUCUGCUCUUUUCCAAAAUCGAUCACAGGCCACUCAACUCCUUGGUUAUAUACAGUAUCACUAUCACAAUUUCCCCGAUCUAUUCAUCACCUCUGCCCACCCGGUCAUUGUGAAGCAUUUGAUACUCUGUCCUGGUCGUAUGACCCUACGCGUUCGCUCUUGAUAUCGGGUAUAUCACUAACGAACAGAGAAAACGGGAUGCAGAGGAAGAUUGAUCCGUCUUCAUCUUCUUUGGCUAUGCAUCCGAGUCUUCGAAAUC